CAUUCGACCACUAUGGCAUCAAUCCGGUCACUUCCUUCACUCGUACGGAAACAAUUCAAGUUAGCUCAAGAGAGCGGAGACUUGACAUUCUAUGCCACUCAAGUCGCAAUUCUUCAUUGUGCUGGCCUUCCCUUCCAAGUUCGAUUCUCACCUGCUUUAGCAAAUAAGCCAAAGUCGAACAAAUCUGCAGACUCAAAGCAUGUCGAUCCCUUCGAGAAACCUCCUCAAGGACUGUUCAUCACCGAUGUUGCUCCAGCACACUACCUUGUUUUGAACAAGUUUCCAGUCAUCCCUGGUCAUUUUAUCCUGGCUACGAAAAGUUUUAAGAAGCAGACAGAUCUGCUAGAAGCAGAUGACUUAGAUGCCGCAUACCAAUGCCUCAAAGCCUACAAAGAAGAGGGAGAGGAGUUGUUCGGGUUUUUCAACAGCGGUGAACAUUCUGGUGCCAGUCAACCUCAUAGACACAUACAAUUUCUUCCUGUGGACUCAAUGCGCAAUGGAAUCGAGCAAGGCAUCACAUGGGAUGUGUUGGUAGAUGGCCUGAGUAGCAGCCCUCCGCCAGAGCUUCCAUUCAGCUACUUUGCUGCACCAAUACCCGCAAAUCCCAGUUCAAACCAGCUCAGGGAAAUCUACUUAGAACUUCAUGGGAAAGCCUGUCGCCUCUCCAACGUGGAGAUAACUGCAUCAGGCGAAUCAUCAAUCAGUUACAACUUAGGUCUUACAGACCGGACAAUUGUUUUGUGUCCACGAACUUCAGAAGGUAUGGAUAUUCAACUUGGUGACGGACAGUCCUUAGGACCAAUUGCUCUCAAUGGCACAGUCUUGGGAGGAACGCUUCUUGUGAAGACCGAAGAUGAGUGGGAUGCGUUACGCAAGGACGAGUCAAGAUUGCUGGACACCCUGAACGCGAUUGGGAUCUCCAACACCACGAAUCACCAGAAUUAUGAAGGACGCCUUUGAGUUUCAUUAUUACGCACACUUAACUUGCACUUUUUCAAGUCCCGAUUACAACAAUUCAACACGUAAAACGCGAACGCACCAGAUCUCACCGCAUUCAUACACGCCUGACGUCCCGAGUCGAGAUUUGGAGACUGAAAAUCCGAUGGCUGUCGAGGCAGAAUCUGCUGCUUUUGUUGACUGUGAUGACUCGUGUUACCUCCUUGGGGUCGAAAUCGUCUUAUGGUUCUC
This is a messenger RNA of Mollisia scopiformis, 1188 nucleotides long. RefSeq names its product HIT-like protein. The record is from RefSeq and is a predicted model, not a curated record. Gene Ontology annotation, biological process: nucleotide metabolic process. Gene Ontology annotation, molecular function: ATP binding; ATP:ADP adenylyltransferase activity. NCBI's taxonomy places the organism in Eukaryota, Fungi, Ascomycota, Leotiomycetes, Helotiales, Mollisiaceae. The coding region runs from base 13 to 960 and encodes 315 amino acids. The transcript has 2 exons.